Messenger RNA from Tachysurus vachellii, 2295 nucleotides. RefSeq names its product coiled-coil domain containing 69 (gene ccdc69). Gene Ontology annotation, molecular function: microtubule binding. The transcript is spliced from 9 exons. The coding region runs from base 229 to 1173 and encodes 314 amino acids. Gene Ontology annotation, cellular component: cytoplasm; nucleus. The record is from RefSeq and is a predicted model, not a curated record. NCBI's taxonomy places the organism in Eukaryota, Metazoa, Chordata, Actinopteri, Siluriformes, Bagridae.
UGUUUUGUUCGAGUAGCCGUACAGUAAUUUGUUAGGUUACGUCGGGUCAUGUUGGUGUUUUAUUAGGUUAACGCUGGUUAUUAAAGUGUAGCGCGUGGCCGCCCAGCGCGUGCACUGGUGAGAGAGGUGAGCUCGUGCAAGUUGCACUAUUUUGAACGCGUCGUUUAGCCGGUUAGCUUUUCUGUCUCUUUCGCCUCACACAAAACACACAGAGGCGACAAGAAAGUCAUGGGCUGUCACAACAGCAAAGUGUGUGUCCACGUCCGCCGUAAAAAGAAAAAACAAACAAAGAAUGAAAACCCUCUCAAGGAGAUCAGCAGCACUCAUGAUGGAAGUGGACAAUGCACAGCAGAUGAGAACGGCUCAGGUCCAGCGUCACAGCUGGAGAAGUAUGAGUGGCAGGUGAAAAUCUUGGAUGAAGUCCUUGCAGCUUCAGGAAGUGAAGAGCGAGACCAGCUUCUGAAGGAUCAUCAUCACGGUGAACUCUGCGUGCUAGUGCACACUCUCACUGAGAUGGUAAAGUCUGAGACAACUGCUGAGCUCAGUGCUGUACAUGAGAACCAGCUGAAGAGCUCUAAGGAACAGCACCAGAAAGAAGUGGAAGAGCUGAAGAAGCUUCACAAUGAAGAGAAGAAUGCACUGCAAGAAACGCACACAGCAGCUGAAACUGCUCUAAAGGAGCAGAUUGAGCAACUGACGGCAGACUUAAAGUUGUUCACAGAGUUAAAGCAGCGAGUAAAAGAGUCCACACUGAAAAGAGACCUUCAAAGAAACAUACAAACUCAUGGUAGCCCGGGUGAAUUCUGGGAGCAGGAACAGGAGAGUCUGCUAAUUGUCAUAGAGAUGAAGAGCGAGCGUUUACAGGAUCAGGGAAGCAAGCUGCAGCAGAUGGAGGCCCUGGUUGAAAGGAAUCUGGCUUUGGAAGAUCAGGUUUUGCAGGUUCUACAGCAGAAUGAGGACCUCAGAGUUCGGACAGACAAUUAUCAAACAUUAAUACACCAACUGACCAAGGAGCAGAAUAAGCUGCAGGAGGCGCUGGAGAAGCAAACAUUGCAGAGCCAGAAACUCAGUCAGGAAAAAGAGGAGUUGCUCUUUAAACUCCUCCACAGACGGGACUCCUGCUCAUCUUUUCACAUAUCUGCCAUAGUACCUGCUAAAGUAUCACAAAGCUGACCUGGCCUCAGCUCCACCAUCUCACACACUGGACUCCACUCACCACAGCCUUGUGUUUUUACACACCAGAGUUAAGCAGUCCAUGCUUUUCAGUUUUAGCCUGCUGCUAGUUUCUUUCGAAAUAACUGUUUUAAGGAAACUGGUUUUUAUGCUAUGCUGAAACAAGUGACCUAUUACAUGAGUUUUGCAUAUACUCAACCACUGUGUCAGAGUUGGGAAAUAAUGACAGGUUUGUUUUUUUUUUAUUUUUAUUUUUUAGUUUGGUUUUUAUUAUAUUUUUUAAAAUCUUAGUACCUGUAAUAUGGUUCAUUUUAGAAUUACAUUGGAUCAAUCAACAUUUAUACUGUAUGCGUGUAUUAUGAUGUAUGUCUGCAGUUUGAUGAGGAAUUUAAUGAGGUAUUUCGUUUUCCUCACACACCUGAUCCAGCCCAUGAAGGGUUUAAUUAGUUGGAUGAGUUGUGUUCAGAGGCACUGGAGUGAGAACUAAUGCAUUGUAAUAUGUUACUGGAAAAUUGUUAUGGGUAUAUUUAGCAUAAUGUUCCAGUUAUUCCAGGAAACUGACAUCAGAUGAUGCUUUCUGAUUUUUUUCUUUUUUUCUUUUUUUUUGUCCUUUUUCCCUUUUUUUUUCUUUGCCUUAGAAAAGCCAAAGCACUUGUAAGUGUAUUUUAAAGCAAUAGCUUUUCAGAUGCACUGGCACUUUUACAACAGUAUUCAUUCAUGUAUGUAUGUAUGUAUGUAUGUAUGUAUUUGUAUAAGGAAGGGCUUUUGUUGUUGGGACAUGUAAGACCUGUUUGUUUGCAUGCUUAGACUUAGACAAGAUCAUUAGUAUACAUUUUGAGAGCAUUAACCUUUUGUUAAUUGAAAUAUGAGUGACUGUUGUGUGUACAGCAUUGUCUGCUAGGAGAAAAAAAUGUAGAGCAGUGUUGGGCAGAUGCUAAAAGACCACUGCUGUAUGUGUGUUCAGAUGUUGCUGAGAAUGAAGGCAUUUAUUGUCCAUCCAGGUUUUCUUCUUUGUGGCCCAUUUUCAUACUCCACUGUGUGUUUACCUCUGAAGAAGUGCCUCUUAGGGCUUCACAAAGAAAGACUCAAAUUAAAUAAAAGCUGCAUCUGAGGUGAAAUGUU